AUGGUUCUCCUCCACCUUCACAACGACACCUGGUUCUUCUCCACCUUCACAGCGACACAUGGUUCUUCUCCACCUUCACAGCGACACAUGGUUCUCCUCCACCUUCACAGCGACACAUGGUUCUCCUCCACCUUCACAACAACACAUGGUUCUCCUCCACCUUCACAGCGACACAUGGUUCUCCUCCGCCUUCACAGCGACACAUGGUUCUCCUCCACCUUCUCAACAACACAUGGUUCUCCUCCACCUUCACAACAACACAUGGUUCUCCUCCACCUUCACAGCGACACAUGGUUAUCCUCCACCUUCACAGCAACACAUGGUUCUCCUCCGCCUUCUCAACGACACAUGGUUCUCCUACACCUUCACAGCAACACAUGGUUCUCCUCCGCCUUCACAGCGACACAUGGUUCUCCUCCACCUUCACAACGACACAUUGUUCUCCUCCACCUUCACAACAACACAUGGUUCUCCUCCACCUUCACAACGACACAUGGUUCUCCUCCACCUUCACAGCGACACAUGGUUCUCCUCCACCUUCUCAACGACACAUGGUUCUCCUUCGCCUUCACAGCGACACAUGCCGUGGACAGACUUGUGAUCGGUGUUGACCACGAGCGGCUGUUUUGUGGCGUGUUGUCGCGGUCAGAGGGAAAUACUGGGCUCUUCGUGCGGAUCGUUCCGGUGGCUUCCACGGGACCCGACUGCUUGUGUUUCAGCUGUGUCCUGACCCCGGGUGUGUGUGUGUGUCUCAGCUGUGUCCUGACCCUGGGUGUGUGUGUGUGUGUGUUUCAGCUGUGUCCUGACCCUGGGUGUGUGUGUGUGUGUGUGUUUCAGCUGUGUCCUGACCCCGGCUGUGUCCUGACCCUGGGUGUGUGUGUGUGUGUGUUUCAGCUGUGUCCUGACCCUGGGUGUGUGUGUGUGUGUGUGUCUCAGCUGUGUCCUGACCCUGGGUGUGUGAGUGUGUUUCAGCUGUGUCCUGACCCCGGGUGUGUGAGUGUGUUUCAGCUGUGUCCUGACCCUGGGUGUGGUGUGUGUGUGUGUCUCAGCUGUGUCCUGACCCUGGGUGUGUGUGUGUGUUUCAGCUGUGUCCUGACCCUGGGUGUGUGUGUGUGUGUCUCAGCUGUGUCCUGA
This is a messenger RNA of Knipowitschia caucasica, 1134 nucleotides long. The record is from the annotation of a GenBank genome assembly. Lineage: Eukaryota; Metazoa; Chordata; Actinopteri; Gobiiformes; Gobiidae.